AUGUUCCUUAACCCUGGCAUUCCUUCUAAAGAAAUGGAUCAAUAUCAUGGAAAGCGACUUCCUCGUUGCAUUCAUUGUAAACAAUAUAAACCAUAUAGAACACAUCAUUGCUCAUCUUGCAAAUGUUGUUAUGCAAAGCUUGAUCAUCACUGUAAUGCAUUAGGAAGAUGUAUUGCACUCAGAAAUCACAAGCCAUUCUUAGUUUUCCUGAUUCACAGCGUAUCAAUGCUUGUAAUUUGGUUCUUAACUGUUUGUUAUAUGCUAUUAGCCAUUAAGUAUGAUGAUUCACCUCGUUUUCUCCAUUUUCAUUUCUAUGCAUCAAUUUCAUUAACAAUUUUGAUAACAUUUUUGUUGUAUGAGCAGAUUAGUAAUGUUCUCACAGGUAAGACAACUCUAGAAAUUAUUUAUAAUAUUCCUAUCGAAAUUAAAAAGACAAAGCUUGAGUGCUUUGAAGAAGUUAUGGGCCCAUUCAAUAUUGGGUGGUUGAUUCCAACUGAAACCCCUUCUUCAACAUCAGCUUUUCAAUGGGAAGAUCUUCGUCCUCCAUCAGAACAAAUUCCGCAGCCAACUGCUGAUGAAAAGAAUGCAGAAUCGGCUACCAACUCAACUUCUGAAGGAAACAGUAAAACUGAAGGAAAAAUAGAGCGCAAAUAA
Trichomonas vaginalis G3 is the source of this 654-nucleotide messenger RNA. Its product is annotated as cysteine S-palmitoyltransferase protein. Gene Ontology annotation, cellular component: Golgi apparatus; endoplasmic reticulum. The record is from RefSeq and is a predicted model, not a curated record. Gene Ontology annotation, biological process: peptidyl-L-cysteine S-palmitoylation; protein targeting to membrane. The coding region runs from base 1 to 654 and encodes 217 amino acids. Gene Ontology annotation, molecular function: protein-cysteine S-palmitoyltransferase activity. The transcript has a single exon. NCBI's taxonomy places the organism in Eukaryota, Parabasalia, Trichomonadida, Trichomonadidae.